Suricata suricatta (meerkat) is the source of this 1439-nucleotide messenger RNA. It is a transcript of the gene RIBC2, whose product is annotated as RIB43A domain with coiled-coils 2. The coding region runs from base 202 to 1335 and encodes 377 amino acids. Lineage: Eukaryota; Metazoa; Chordata; Mammalia; Carnivora; Herpestidae. The record is from RefSeq and is a predicted model, not a curated record. The transcript has 7 exons.
UUACGUUUCCAAGGAGAGCGGAUCUCCGCACGGAGAGAGGUCGCAAGCCGACUAACUGGCGGAGCCAACUCGCAUCGCCUCCGCCCGGCCUCGUAGGGAGCCAGCCUCGCUGCGGCUCCCGCUUGCUUUAUUUUGCUUGUCUUUCCAUUUUCAUCUCGCUUGUCUUAAAACCCCCUUGGAGUUUCUUCGCGAUUUGCCGCCAUGGAGAUAGCGCAGCCCAGAGACCAGGAGCAGUACUUAAGGCUGGCCAAGAGGAGCCAUGCGGAGCUGUGCAGGCAGAAACGGAUCUUCAACGCCAGGAACAGGAUCCUCGGGGGAGACACAGAAGCCUGGGAUCUUCAGGUUCGUGACCGGAAGAUAAAAGAAGCAACUGACAAAGCUAGACACGAAACGUUUGCUGCCGAAAUGAGACAAAAUGACAAAAUCACAUGCAUAUUAGAAGAUCGAGAAAGGAGAGAUAAGAAAAGCCUCUGUAAAGCCCUCAAUGAUUUCCAGCAGACCUUCCAGAAGCCGGAAACUCGCCGUGAAUUUGACCUGUCUGACCCCCUGGCCCUUAGGAAAGCUCUCCCAGCGAGGCAGUCAGAUAACGAGAUUCGGAACACAGUGUCGGGAAUGCAGAGAUUCCUGGGAGAGGAUUUAAACUUCCGUGAGAGGAAGAAAUUCCAGGAGGAGCAAAACCGAGAAUGGUCCUUCCAGCAGCAGAGGGAGCAGGAGGGCGCCCGGGCCGCCCAGAGAUGUGCAGAGGACCUCUACUCCAAGACAAGGCUGCAGUUUGAUGAAAGGGCCAAGCAUUUACAGAGUCUGGAAAGCGCCACCAGAAAGGCGGUUUGUGUAGCUGUGAAAGAAUUCAACAAGAACCAGGCCACCGAGUCCGUGGAAAGGAAAUCUCAAGAGAAAAAACAAGAACAAGAAGACAACCUGGCCGAGAUCUCCAACCUGCUGCGUGGGGACCUGCUCUCGGAGAACCCGCAGCAGGCGGCCAGCUCCUUCGGGCCUCACCGCGUGGUGCCCGGCUGCUGGAAGGGCAUGAGCCAAGAGCAGCUGGCGCACGUCCGUCUGGUUCAGAAGCAGCAAAUCCAGGAGAAGCUGCGGCUUCAGGAAGAAGAGCGGCAGCGAGACAUGGACUGGGACCGGCAGAGGGUGCAGGGGGCUCGCUCCGCCCUGCUCAUGGAGCGCCAGCGCCAGCGCCAGCAGCGGGACCUGCGCCGGGCCCUGGACUGCACCAACCUCAGCCUGGCCCAGGAGCAGCGCUUGCAGAAAAAAUAUAUGGAGGAAGUCUUUACAAAUCAACCCACGGAAGACUAUUUCGCGCAAUUUAAUACAAGAAGUCGAUAGUGAAAAAGACACGGUCCUUGUUCUCUGAAUUGUUUGUGCAUAAAACGCAAUGGCCUUUUGAAGGGUUGCAUUUAUUAAAAAGAAAUAUACUCUGUGUUUCUGAA